Dovyalis caffra is the source of this 1020-nucleotide messenger RNA. The record is from the annotation of a GenBank genome assembly. NCBI's taxonomy places the organism in Eukaryota, Viridiplantae, Streptophyta, Magnoliopsida, Malpighiales, Salicaceae.
AUGGCUGUGGAAGCCAGGCACCUCAAUCUCUUCCCUCCUCAACUCUUAAGCAACAGGGAAAUGAUGAACCCCAUUGAAGCAAAUACAAAUAUGUACUACACUCAGAUGGGAUAUGGUGUGCCAUUAUCAGGAACUACGACAACAACAGCAGAGACACUGCUUCCUAUGUACAGUUCUGUGAUCACUGACUCAAUCCCUUAUAAAACACCAAUCAAAUCAGAAAGUGGUCUCACUUACAAUCUUCCUGUACAAAGAAAGCGCCCCAGAGACUCCAUCAAUCCUCUCCUCUCCUAUCCAAUUCCCGUACAAUCCAAUAAGACUUGCACUCCCUUUUCCUUUCUUGGCCAAGACCUCUCUUUUCAGAUCCAACAACAGCAAUCAGACAUCGACUGCCUUGUUUCUCAACACAUGGAAAAAGUGAGGAUGGAGAUAGAAGAGAGGAGGAAGAGGCAAGCAAGGCGGAUACUUGAGGCGAUAGAAACAGGGAUGGUGAAGAGACUAAGAGUAAAAGAAGAAGAAAUUGAAAAGAUUGGCAAAUUAAAUUGGGCCCUUGAAGAGAAAGUCAAAUCUUUAUGCAUAGAGAACCAAAUAUGGAGAGACUUAGCACAAUCCAACGAAGCAACAGCCAAUGCUCUACGUUCCAAUCUUGAACAAGUCCUCGCAGCACAGGUUAAGGAUGAGCGCACCCUUGGUGCAGGAUUAGAUGAUCAGGCAGCAGCAUUAAUGGAUGAUGCCCAAUCAUGUUGCGGCAGCACCGGUGGUGAUGGUGACGACGGAUGGGAAGAAAGAGUGUCGGGGAGGUGCAAGUUACCAAACGGGGCGCAGGAUAAUAAGGGCGCUGGUACAAGCGGUAGUGGUACGAGCAGUUGGUUGUGCCGGAAUUGUAACAAGGAAGAGUCUUGUGUGUUGCUGUUGCCGUGUAGGCAUAUGUGCUUGUGUACUGUUUGCGGGUCAAGUCUCCAUACUUGCCCCAUCUGUAAAGCCACCAAGGAUGGCAGUGUCCAUGUUAACUUGUCAUGA